AUUUUCUGUUCUGCUAAAGCAAGGAAUCUGGUCAGAAGAAAUGCUUAAUACAUUGAAAAUGACUUCCAUGUUCCCAUUAACUUCAUGUAAUCCUCAAGUUGUAAGAGGAAUUGAUCAGAAAUGUGGAGGUUUCAAGCUAUCAGUUAAAAAAACUGGAAAACAUCCUGUUGUUAGAGCAAGCAGUGAACAGAGGACUGCUAUAGAGCGAAAAGGCUUGAGUAUUGAGGAAUGUGAAGCCAAUGCUGUGGCUGGAAAUUUCCCUGAUCCUCCUCCUCUUACUAAGCCUGCAGGCCCUAAAGGAACUCCAGUUGUGAAGCCACUUGUGAUUACUAGACGUCCCCGUCGAAAUAGAAAGUCUUCUACUUUGAGGUCUGCUUUCCAGGAAACUACCAUAUCAGCUGCAAAUUUUGUGCUUCCUUUAUUUAUUCAUGAAGGUGAGGAGGAUUUUCCAAUCGGAGCUAUGCCAGGUUGCUUCAGAUUGGGAUGGAGACAUGGUCUUCUUGAUGAGGUCUACAAGGCCAUAGAUGUUGGUGUCAAGAGCUUUGUACUUUUUCCAAAGAUACCUGAUGCAUUGAAGUCCCCAACAGGAGAUGAAGCGUUCAAUGACAAUGGCCUCAUCCCUCGAGCAAUACGCCUACUAAAGGACAAAUAUCCUGACAUUGUGAUUUAUACUGAUGUAGCUUUGGAUCCAUAUUCUUCUGAUGGACAUGAUGGUAUUGUUAGGGAAGAUGGUGUCAUCAUGAAUGAUGAAACUGUUCAUCAGUUGUGCAAACAAGCAGUUUCUCAGGCCCGAGCCGGUGCAGACAUUGUUAGCCCGAGUGAUAUGAUGGAUGGGCGCAUCGGCGCAAUUCGGGUAGCUCUCGAUUCGGAAGGCUUUCAGGAUGUCUCCAUCAUGUCUUACACUGCAAAAUAUGCAAGUUCUUUUUAUGGUCCAUUUCGUGAAGCUUUAGAUUCAAAUCCAAGAUUUGGUGACAAGAAAACUUAUCAGAUGGAUCCGGCAAACUAUCGAGAAGCCAUUAUUGAAAUGGAAGCUGAUGAUUCUGAAGGAGCUGAUAUUCUCUUGGUAAAACCUGGGCUACCAUAUUUGGAUAUAAUUCGUCUUCUUCGAGAUAAUGCUUCUUUGCCAAUUGCAGCCUACCAGGUUUCUGGUGAAUAUUCAAUGAUCAAAGCUGGUGGUGUUCUUAAAAUGGUCGAUGAAGAAAAGGUGAUGAUGGAAUCUCUGCUGUGCCUUAGAAGGGCUGGCGCAGAUAUUAUCUUGACAUACUUUGCUCGUCAGGCAGCUACUGUUCUCGCUGGGGGUAAACAACCCGGCUUUUAGCAUCUUCAAGCUUGAGUUUUGUUUUCUAAAUUUUAUUUAAUUUAUUUUUAUGUUUUGUUCUCUUUGUAUCUCUCUGUGAAUUUUUUUUUCUUUUUUUUCAAUAUUUAAAUAUGAAUUUAAUAUAUUUAAGUUUGUUACAUUCCUUUGUGAAAUAGUCUACAAUAUUCAAAAUCAUGCA
Molecule: messenger RNA, 1496 nt
Organism: Phalaenopsis equestris
Lineage: Eukaryota; Viridiplantae; Streptophyta; Magnoliopsida; Asparagales; Orchidaceae
Product: delta-aminolevulinic acid dehydratase, chloroplastic-like
Biological process (GO): heme biosynthetic process
Cellular component (GO): cytosol
Molecular function (GO): porphobilinogen synthase activity; zinc ion binding
Source: RefSeq, a predicted model, not a curated record